Messenger RNA from Onthophagus taurus, 726 nucleotides. RefSeq lists its product as uncharacterized. The record is from RefSeq and is a predicted model, not a curated record. Lineage: Eukaryota; Metazoa; Arthropoda; Insecta; Coleoptera; Scarabaeidae. Gene Ontology annotation, molecular function: protein binding.
UCCAAAAUGUUGGUCAACAUCCUUCGCUUUUUACUCCUUUCUGUAUAUAUUUUAGGAACUUAUUCAGAAAAUUCUAAAAGUUGUUUGGAAUACCCAUUGGGUCCUCCUUUAAACUUUAAAGCUUCCCCAGACGCCACUCAAGUUGUAACUCUAUCAUGGGAACCACCGGAAUAUUAUGAAUCUUGUGAUGUGCAAUAUUUAAUACAUCUUAGAAAUGCAAACUCUUCCGAAUACCUAACUGAUAUUCAAAAAACAAAUAAUUUAGUCUUCAAAUUUCCUUAUGAAAAAUUUUUAUGCUAUCCAUUUAACGCAACUAUUUACGCUACUUAUGAAGGCUUAACAUCAACGCCGGCUUCUGCUAUCAUUAUACCAUUGGAUCCACUUACUGAAUUAGGAGCACCUGUUCAACUUUUAUUGGAAAACUCCGAAGAAACAUUGAAACUCGAAUGGUUGCCACCUGCAGGAUAUGAACAGUGUGCAGCCUUACACUAUUUCAAUUUUGGAAUUGAAUUCUAUGAUAUUGACCGAAAUAUUACGUUUUCUUCAACGAACUAUAUAAAACAGCUUGAGUCUACCCACGUCUAUGGUCCUUAUGACUUUGAAUAUUACUGCGAUGUAGUUGCUAUUAAAGUUUUUGGAUACUUCCUUGGCCGCAAAUCGCACACGAUUGCUAAAACUGUUACUUUUGGUCCAAAAGGUUACUGUACAAAAAAUCAUUCCAAUUAA